CAUAUGUAGUUUAAACAGUUAAACUGAAACUUAAAAAAAGAAAAAGUGAGCAGAAACCAAAGAUGCAAAAAGCUUCACUUCUUUGUUCUUCGAAUCCAAUAUCUUCACCGCCAGCCUAUCUUCACACAUGUUGUCCACUCACAGCUCCCAUCAGAACCCGUUUCUCUCCUUCUCUCUUUGCUUUCUCUUCUCUCCGCUUCUCAUUGAAUCGUCUCCACGGUCGGCGCCAUGGCUUUUCUCCUUUGCACAGCACUGCUACUGAAGAAAUGAUUGAAGCUAGCAAGAACGUUUCUAGUUUUGUUGAAAUUGGGUACAUAUCCAGUGUUCAUGGGCUACAAGGAGAAAUUUGUAUAAAACCCAACACUGAUUUUCCUGAACUGCGGUUUUGCAAGGCUGGGAGAAGAUGGUUAAAGCAACAAGUUUCAGGUAAAGAAACAAUUAAAGAAGUAGAGCUUGUUGAAGGAAGGGAACAUCCUGGAAAGAAGAGUUGGAUACUCAGCUUCAGUGGGGUUGAAACAGUGGAUCAAGCCAGGCAACUUGUAGGUUCAACUUUAUUGGCAGAGGAAGAAGAUAGACCACAUUUGGAAGAAGGUGAAUUUUAUACUCGUGAUCUUGUUGGAAUGAGAGUCAUUCUCAAGGAAACUGGUGAAGUUGUGGGGACAGUUGUUAAUGUUUUCAAUAGUGGAGCUAAUGAUCUCUUACAUGUCAUGCUCAAAUCAGCUGAAUCUAUGCCUAAUGGAAGUGAGGAGUUAUCUAGUUUGGCUGAAGCUGUUGAUUCUGGUCCCUUGGUUUGGGUACCAUUUGUCAAGGAAAUUGUUCCUAAUGUUGAUAUGAAUAGAAGAGAAAUGCUGAUUACUCCUCCAAAGGGACUCCUCGAGCUAAACGUACGCUCUGAUGAGAGGUCCAAGAAAGAAAGGCGCCAACUUGAAUGGAAAGAAAGGAAAAGGUUCCAAAAGCGGUUAAUAGCUGCAAAAAAGAAAUUGAGUGAAAUGGAGCAGCAACAUGUAUUUCAUGGGUUCAGAUUUGGAGAGAAAUCCCAAGCGAGCUUACUUGCCGAUCAGAUUGUCAGUGUUAAUUCCAAAUUGCUUCAGCAGGCAUUGGAGAAUGUUGAGAUAGCUUCAAAGAGAUGGACUAUAACUGAAUCACUCGCUGGAACUAAGCUGGUGAGAAAUAGAUUGAGGAUAUCAGAAAAAUGCUUUACUCCAUCAACAAGUGAAGAGAAGCUGGGAACAAAUUUCACUUUGCAAGAAAAGGCACUUCAGCUUAUUUCUAAGGGCAAAGUUGCAGUUGUUUUAGAUAUGAGUGACCAUAAGAACCGGGGAAAAGAAUAUGACCUCAGUCUCUCUUCCUCAACAAGCAGGGAGAAUUCUGAAACAUCCUCCCUUCAGAUGUUGCUUUGUGACGACGAGAGGUUUGUUAAGGCUGAAUAUAGAUCAUCUAUGCCACUGGUUUUGAUUAGCCCAGCCGAUGAAAUCAUUUCUAUGAAGAAGCUAUUCUCAAGUAACAAUUAUUUUGGAUUUGACCCUGAAAAGGUUUGGUUCUUGGAAGAAGAGAGGCUGCCAGUUGUUGGCAGUUUGUUCGAACAAAACAGGCAUAAGAUUUUGAUGAAAUCACCUUGGGAGAUUUUGCAAUCACCGGUUGGAUCCGGAGGAGUCAUUAGCUUGCUUUCAUCAGACAAUAUCGUGGAGAAUCUUGCACAGAACAGUGUCGAGUAUAUUCAGGUAUGCAAUGGUGAAAGAUAUAUCAGCAGGAGCUCACCGCUGCUCCUCGGAUUAGUUAACGAAAAGGAAGCCGAGAUUGGCAUUCAAAUUUUCGAACAUUCGGAGGACGUUGAGGAAGGCUUCAGCAUGUUAUUCUCAAUAGAUACAAUGAAGAAGCUGACAAGGCAGAUACAUAAAUUUCAAUUCUACGCCAUAGCAAAGCCAAAUUCACAUGUGGAGCUAGUUGAGAAAAAAUGGGUUCAUGUUGAACCUUCAUCUCCUAACUCCUACGAGUUUUAUUCUACAAUUUUCAGUUGCUUAAAUGCAUGUUCUUUGGAUAAGCUUUGUGUUAUGGAAAUCACAGAAUAGAAUGAAAAGCUUUGCUUUUUAACUUCAUUAAAA
This is a messenger RNA of Gossypium raimondii (Peruvian cotton), 2102 nucleotides long. RefSeq lists its product as uncharacterized. Gene Ontology annotation, cellular component: ribosome. The transcript is spliced from 10 exons. The record is from RefSeq and is a predicted model, not a curated record. Gene Ontology annotation, biological process: rRNA processing; UDP-N-acetylglucosamine biosynthetic process. Bases 63 to 2069 code for a protein of 668 amino acids. Gene Ontology annotation, molecular function: UDP-N-acetylglucosamine diphosphorylase activity; ribosome binding. NCBI's taxonomy places the organism in Eukaryota, Viridiplantae, Streptophyta, Magnoliopsida, Malvales, Malvaceae.